GUAGAAGAGGGCAGGGCUCGAGGAGACGAGGACAAUGGAUACCACAGAUAUGGACCAGGUGAACGGUCUGCCAAGCAGACAAGGAGUGCCAGUAAACAACCCAGACGAUGGACUGUACGGCCAUGAUGGAGAUGGAGACGGUGACGGUGACGAUGGGGUCGCUGAUACAAUCCCAGUAAGAGUGGAUGAGAGGGAAGAGAGAAGAGAGCCUAGAGAGGAGGUUGUUGUUGUUGGUGAUGAUGUAGCCGACGAUGAUGAUGAUGAUACAGAGAGAGAUGGAGUGCACCCUGUUCGGUCUCACACGACAUUCGAGCGUCUCAUUCAGCUAGUUCAAGACCCAGGGACCCAAGAAUCAGACGUGCUACAAAUAUUACGAUCCAAUCCUGAGCUUACGGCAACAUUGUGCUCUCACUCACACAACCUGAUCAUUGCAGGACUUCGGGACUCAGUACAAAAUAAACCGUGGGCUUUGGUGAGUCAGCAUAUCAACUCUCUUGUGAAUCAACCAAUUGAAAUCAAUGAGUGCUUCAAGCUGAUACGAGAGCUUGAGAUCUCACUGAUUUCUGGCAGCAAUGAUGGAUGUGAAGACCAAUUGAAAUACAUUGCACCUCUCCUUAGGAAUGCACCUCCUAAUAAUACUGCUCUAAACAUGCCCAUACACAACGGGGAAACAUUAUUGCACCUUGCAACUCGCUACUUAGUUCAUGAACUGAUUUUGUCUCUUAUCGAUUGCGGCGCAUCUCCAACAAUACCUAUAAGUGGUACAAAUACAAGUAGGAACACCUCCCUACACAUUGCCAGCCUUGUGUGCGACAUGCUUACUGUGAGUCGCUUUAUCUCAGCAGCAGAUAACGAGGCUGAAUGUAGUAGAGUCAACAAUAAAGGGGAAACUGCUCUUCAUUGCUUAAUAAAGGCAAAGGAGCCCGAUGAAAUAAGCGAUCUACCUCAAGAAUUAUUAUUAAAAUUCGAUCCUUCAAUACAGUCAGAGGAAGGCGACACAGUGCUACAUUUAGCAAUGAGGAAAGAUCAGCAUCACUUACUUAGUAAGUUGUUGAUGCACCCGAAAGCACCGGAGUCUGUGCUUUUGUUGAAUAAUGAAAAUGAAUGCGUAUUGGAUUUGUUAGUUGAAGAGUGUCUCUCGAGUGGUAAGGAUUACCUCACUUGUCUCGGGCUCCUUUUUGAAAGAGAAGCCACUCACUCAUGGCAGCCGGUCAAUCGACAUUUAAUGGAGAUAAAACGAAACCUCCUAUCACCUAAAGAAAGCAAUGAAUCAUUACUAGUAGUACUAUUGAAGCAUCCAUUUAUACUGCAGAGUGCAUUUGACAAUAAUGAGAAUUCCAUAUUUGAGAUUCUAAUGACUCGGUUUCUUGACAGUCCCACACUCUCUGUUGCCUUAGUCCUACUCCUUCUCUUCCGUCAUCAAGGAAGUAAUUAUUAUUUUGAAGGAAAGCAAGGAAUAAUUCAUAUUUUAUGGGCAGCACUAGAAGAUGAUAACUUCAUUCUUUUCAAGACGUUGCUUCAGCAUCAUCUUUGUCUCCUCACAACUACUCUGGAUGAUUUUGAUAAUACUCUCCUUCACUUCUCAGUUGCAAAGAAAGGGAUCCCCGAAGGUUGUCUCUCUUUUUUGUUCUCUCACCCUCUCGCUGACCCUAAUUUUCAAAACAGGGAAGGAAACACAGCUCUCCACGUAGCCUGUGACUUGGGUAACGCUCUGGCUGCUUCAAUAAUGGCCACAAACAAGGACUUAAAUCUAAACUUACGCAAUAACAACAAUAAAACUGCUCUCAUGCUAAUGCUGGAGAGAUGCAAGAGGCUCAGCGACUUUACAAUUCCAAGUGAAAUGAUUUGUGUGUUUCCCUCGCUGAUCAGAGAAGGUGACAACAUGCUACAUGUGGCAUCUCGAAUGACAUACGAACAUGAUUUUGCACUCGAUAUUUUAACACCUAGUGAAGACCUGGUCCUUAAGCAAGCGUAUCAGGAACAAAACUCCAAAGGGGAAACACCAUUGUACAUAGCAUUAGAGACUUGCAUGUUCAAAAAAGCUGAGAUAUUACUGGAAAGCUAUAAUCCACAUCGUAGAACACUACUGCAUCAAGUCUGCUUGUACCCUUCGCUAUUUCCUUCUUGUCUCUCACUCCUAGAGGAUCCUAAGUAUAGAGGAGCAAUUCGGGCACUAGACAAGAAUGGUGACACUUCCUUACACGUGGCCAUGAAGCACAAUUUCCUUAAAGCACAGGAGCACUUGAUUAAUCUUGAUCGUGGUCUUGUCACAAUUAAAAAUAAAGCGGGACAGACUCCUCUUCACCUUGCCUGUCACUCGAGAAACUUAAAUGCCGUCGACAUUAUACUGAGUCACUGCCCGCCUGACAUUGUUGGUGCCUGUGACGAGGACAAUUGGCUCCCACUUCACUGCGCCUGUCAAAUUGGAGACGAGAACCUUGUGAAGACUCUACUUGAAAAAGAUGCAAAUCCGGUUGUCUCUCUAAGAACGGAAAACAUAGACGGAGACACGCCCUUUCACCUCCUUUGCACUGUGAGUGCCGAUCUCGUUGACUUCAUCCUAACUCGUUUUGAGGAUCUCCGUGGCAUGCUAGAGGCAAAAGACAGAGCCGGUAACACACCGUUUCACCUUGUCCUGAAACUAGGGAGCAGCAAGGAAGUCUCAAAGGCAAUGGAGUCCCUUUUAAAAUACAGAGAUACGGUCCCCAUGACGCCCAAUAGAGCUGGUUGUACUGUUUUUCACGAUAGCCUCAAGGAGACUUUUGACGACCCGUUCAAGAUUAUGCUAAGGAGAUGUCCCAAUCAACUCAAGUGUAGUGAAAUAGCUGAGCUCUGUCGCUAUGCAAUGCAGUUUGAGCCACCUCGACUGGUAAAGCUACACUGUUUACUUGCGUAUCACGAGAAGGAUCAUGCUGAUGGAUCAAAAUGUGAGUCACUCAAUAUCGGGAAAACAGAGAGGAGUGGUCUCAUUCAUUCCGUGAUAGCUAUAAACGAGCCUGACCUCACUAGAAAUCUUGUUGAGAAAUUCCAUGUUGAUCCAUUGUCAAAAGACAGAGAGGGCAACACUUCUCUUCACAUAGCUUGCAGAUACGGUGGCAUCGAAGUUGCUAAGUAUCUUCUCUCUCAUUGGAGCUUUGAUCUCAAAGAGGCCAAUGCCCAUGGAGAGACUCCACUCUCACUGGCAACAAGUAAUUUCUCCAUGCUCUCACUUUUGAACAAAUUCCAGAAUCUCUCCCGUUUCAAGGAGCAGUACCCUAUGGACUCAUUUUGUAAGGUCUUUGUCACGGGUCACUCUGGAGCCGGGAAAACAACUUUCAUUGAAGUUUUUAAGAGUUUUUUGGGCUCAAAGGGAGCACUCACACGAUUAAUGAGAAGGUUUCAAACUGUUGCUCCAGUCCAGCCGUUCACAGCUGGUAUAAUACCCACGACAAUCAGUGGAGAGGGAGUCGGGAACUUGGUCAUUUACGACCUUGCAGGUCACUUUGAGUAUCACUCUUCUCAUUCUGCCAUUUUAGAGCACCUCAUUCUCUCCUCCUCUCCUCUGUUUGUCCUCCUCAUCAACUUGUCAAAGUCAGUGGAAGAGGUCAAGCAACAGCUCCUGUAUUGGCUCAAUCUCCUCCAGAAUCAGUCAUAUCAGCUACCACAGCCUUCACCAGUCAUCAUUAUUGGCAGUCACGAGGACGAGGCAAAAAAUAAAACAGAUAAGAUAAAAAUAAUCAACAAUUUUUUUGCAUCAGAAGACUAUCCAUCUUUGCGUAUAGCUCGUUUUGUUCCCAUGGAUUGUCGGGUUUUGUCCUCAAAGAGACUAACCGAUCUACAGGAUUGUUUCUCAACCACUUGCUCUGAGAUAGUCUCUCUGGCUCCUAAAGUGAGCCUACUCUGUCAUGGCCUCUACGACUACCUCACUACAAAAAUUGAAGAUGAAAUCCUUGCACUGACUCUUGGCGAUUUAUCAAAACAUCUCCUGGAUAAAGAGGAAGAAUUCCUACCGACUGAUAGCUCUAGUCUAACUGAAUUAUCCUCCACACUCAGUGAUAAAGGGCUCAUACUCUUCUUAAAGAAUCCGUCAGAUUUAGACAAGAGCUGGAUCGUGAUCCAAAGAGAAGCACUCCUCUCACAGGUCAAUGGGCUGGUUUUUGCUCCAGAAAACUUCACCGAUCACCUCCCGCUUAAUAACAGCACUGGGCUCAUUCCCAAGUCAUAUCUCUCAACUGCUUUCCCUCAGUAUGAGACAGACAUGCUCAUCGAGUUCCUUGUCCAUUUUGAAUUCUGCCACCUCUUCAAUGAGAACAGCUUUGAAAUACUCCGCGAGGCCGAUACUCCUCCAGACAAUCCCGAGAACCUUCUCCUCUUUUUUCCUGCUCUCAUUAAGAAUGAGCCUCCUAGCAAGUGCUGGCCACCGGAAGACUCAGCAAGCUCUCAAUACAACUGGUUCAGUUGGAUACUCCAAUGCACCAAUGAGACACAGCAGUUCUUCACAUACAGGUUCAUGCAUGUACUCAUUCUGAGACUUGCACUCUCUUUUGCUCUCCCUCCUGCUAAUGAAGAAGGCUCCUCUCUCCCUGUACUAAGACGAAGGUGCUCAAUAUGGCGGAGUGGUCUCCGCUGGAUGAGUGAUGAUGGUAUGUGGGUAAUGGUUCAUUUCACUAAUAAUAACAAGACUCUACAGCUAGUAAUGGCAUCACCAAUAGGCCAAUGUUUAUCAGUUGUUCGCUACAGGUCAAAAGUUAUAGCAACAAUUCUGAAUGCAAAAGAAAAGUUCUGUAAAGGCCUUCAGUGCUACGAUGUUUUUCAGAGUCCCCAAUGGGCUCUGCUUCCUACAGGUGAGGAAUUUAAACUCUCUCGCUCUAAAAGAGGAGUGUUUCGUUUAAUUGAGAUCAGCCAAAGGAUCAUUAACCAGAGGGAUCCCGAUGAGCCUUGCAUCAUCACUGAUGUAUCAGGAACCUGUAACAUCUCAACUAAGGAUCUGUUUUUGUUUGAAGUCUACAAUGGAUUCUCCACUUCAGUGCUACAGACCUUGUUUCAGCCUGCAAGCCAAGAGGAUCUGGUCUCUGAUGAUUUUAUACUAGAACUCACUGAAGCAAUGAGAUGCAUACGUAGUGAGUAUAAUCCUUUGAAAAUUGCUACUUCGAUAUUGGGUCUUCCUGAAAGGAGAGCGAAUGAGUUUAUCCGUCGAGAUAAUUCCGAUUUUGAUAACUGUGUGUCUGUAUUGAAGCUCUGGAUUAAAGACAGUGAUGUGCCAAGUUACAGGAACUUACGAACAUGUUUCGAUGAACUGAGUGUAUUUGCUGGUCGGAAUCCACUCGAUUUGGCAGCUAUCAAAGACACAUGUAGAGUUGAGAGUCGUUGAAGUUUCUUAUAAUUCCAGAGUCAGUAUAGUUCACAUCAUUACCUUGUCCCCUCCCUAUCCUGUUUACAUUGUUUUUGUUGUUGUUAUUAUUAUUAUUAUUAUUAUUAUUAUCAUUAUUAUUAUUAUACAUGUACAACAAUAUCAUUUCAUUUUGUGACAAAUAUAAAAAUAAUUAUUGUUAUUGCUAUGAUUAUAAUAUCGACUGCUAAAA
Messenger RNA from Amphimedon queenslandica, 5561 nucleotides. RefSeq lists its product as uncharacterized. The record is from RefSeq and is a predicted model, not a curated record. NCBI's taxonomy places the organism in Eukaryota, Metazoa, Porifera, Demospongiae, Haplosclerida, Niphatidae. Gene Ontology annotation, molecular function: protein binding. The coding region runs from base 35 to 5350 and encodes 1771 amino acids. The transcript is spliced from 2 exons.